Messenger RNA from Emiliania huxleyi CCMP1516, 440 nucleotides. RefSeq lists its product as hypothetical. The record is from RefSeq and is a predicted model, not a curated record. The transcript has a single exon. NCBI's taxonomy places the organism in Eukaryota, Haptophyta, Isochrysidales, Noelaerhabdaceae. The annotation marks the transcript as partial.
UGAUGGAGCCGUUCUACGAUCGAGGCAAGGAGCUGCAGGCGCUCAACCGGUGCCACCGCAUCGGGCAGAGCCGCGACGUGGUCUGCAAGACGUACUACUGCCCCAACACCGUCGAGGAGCGCUUGCUCGCGUGGCGCGAGCUCGAGGGGGUGCGCGCGCCUGAGCUCGGAGCUGAGCAGCAGCAGGGCGGCGAGGCGGAGGCGGUCAGCGUCGUGCCGCGCGAGAAGCCCCUCAAGGCCAUCGGCACGGAAGAAAGCCGCUUCCUCUUUGGCAUGAAGAGCAGCGCCGGGGAGGCGGGCGGUGCGUAGGGAAGAGUCUGCUGCGAGAGCAUGCCCGAGAGACGCUCGUGUCUUGUCAGAGUCUCGCGCGACCGCGAGACGAGACCCCACUUGUUCGAUACGGGUUUGUACGCACAAUAGUCAACACUGCGGGAAAAUGAU